This is a messenger RNA of Folsomia candida, 3386 nucleotides long. Its product is annotated as nuclear hormone receptor HR96. The transcript is spliced from 7 exons. NCBI's taxonomy places the organism in Eukaryota, Metazoa, Arthropoda, Collembola, Entomobryomorpha, Isotomidae. The record is from RefSeq and is a predicted model, not a curated record. Gene Ontology annotation, molecular function: zinc ion binding; nuclear receptor activity; RNA polymerase II cis-regulatory region sequence-specific DNA binding. Bases 545 to 2641 code for a protein of 698 amino acids. Gene Ontology annotation, biological process: cell differentiation; negative regulation of transcription by RNA polymerase II; positive regulation of transcription by RNA polymerase II.
UCAUCUCGUCUCGAUCAUGCGAUGGAGAAGGUUGGUUUGCUACUUUUUGUUAAAUAACAACACGUUAAAUAUUUAGUGUUAUUAUUGUUGGAAAGAACUAGAUUUAAUUACUGCUACUACUGGAUUAAAGUUGGAUCAUAGGAUUCUAGUGUUCUUCAUUAAGUUUUAUUGUGUAUCGUCACUUGUUUACUGUGGAUUCUGAUUUGAAUUAACGUUAAAGGCAGCGACAACAACAACGACAACAACUUAUCCAGAAAUUCCGGUCCGUUCAGGAACAAUAGGAGGACAAGGAACAAACGGAACGGAACAAGAUUUUUACUGCAACACUUAUCAGCAAAGCGAUACGAAUUUCUUCCCCCAACAGGAACAAGGACAAGAACAAUUAGAUGACUUUGACUUGUUCUCGAGUGAUGCGUUUCAAUCGACGACGAAUCCAACACGGAUAAAAUUAGGACAAGAAUUAGGACAACAAGAUCGUCAAAAUCUUCAGUACGGUCAUACUUAUCAUGGUCAUCAGAGUCACGGUUAUGUCCCUGAGGAUCCCAUGCGUCAACAGAAUUUGGAAUUGAUACGGACGACGAGGGAAGGCUUUAAUUUACAAGGGAGGACCUUUGGCAGUUUCGAGACUAAAAUGGAGCCAGAUAUGGAAAUUGUUGGGGGUGGUGGUGGUGCUGUUGCUGGGGAUGAAAACGAGGAGGACAGGAAAUUAGGAAUUUCUGAUCGGAAUGGGAAACACGGCAGUGAUGGUGACGUAAUUGGAACUCCGGACCCUAAAAUAUGCGGCGUUUGUGGCGACAAAGCCCUCGGAAAUAAUUUUAACGCUAUAACUUGUGAAAGUUGUAAAGCAUUUUUCCGUCGAAAUGCCCUCCGACCAAAAGAAUUUGUUUGUCCGUUUAACAAUAAUUGUAAAGUUGACCCUGUGACGAGACGAUUUUGUCAAAAGUGCAGACUAAAGAAAUGUUUUGACAUCGGCAUGAAAAAAGAAUGGAUCAUGACGGACGAAGAGAAGAAAAUGAAGAAGCAAAAAAUCGAACAAAAUCGCCUAAAACGUGUCACCUCCUGCGACGUUAGGGAAACGGAUCCCAUCCACCCGAAAGAAAUGAAAGUCGCGGCGGCUACGACGCCCACGACGCCACAAAUUGACGACAAUCACCAAAUCCCCCACCACACACUCACCCCUGACUGCGACGCCUCGUCGAAUUCCUCCAGUGAAAGUAACAGUGUCCACCACCACAACCACCACGUGCACAAUAAUCAUAAUAGUACGACGAACAAUAGUAAUAAUCUUCACCAGAAUCUCGUUUCUCCUCAAGCCAAUAAUCACCCCUUUCACUACGCAGGAAGUAAUAAACCACUUCCGGUCAUCGUUGACCAUGGACCAACGUCCGUAAUUGCCACCCACAACUCGUCCUCUUACCUCCUCCCCCAGAAUUAUGUCGAAGAAGAAGAGCAAGACGAACAACCCACUCAAAAUCCCAUCUUGGCCUCCCUCGUGCGCCCGGGAUUAGCCGAUUCUCCCCCUGAACCGCUGAACCCACCGCCGCAAGUGAUCCAGUACCCGCCCCCACCACCACCACCACCGCUCGAUUCUGACUACCCCUCCAAGAAGAAAACCCUCAUUCAACAGUACCACAUGGAAAUGCAUUUGGGUUGCUGUGACGGAGAAUCGUCACUCUCGUCACCCCCCUCGUCGUCUUCUUCGUCACUAUCGUCCCCCCCACAGUUGACGAGAGGCUCGAUUGGUGGGCAUCAUCACCAAGACGUAGGCGAACUCCCACCGUUACCUCUCAACACGAUGGAGUCCAUUCUCAGCGUCGCGAUAUCGGCCGAGUUUAAUGCGGGGUUAUUGAGUGAGGACAAUUGUUUGGGGGAUGACGAUAUGUCGGGGGGACAUCAGCAGCAGCAUUCGCAUUCCUCCGCGGCGGCCAUGCAUAAUUCGAGGACGCUGAAUAAAGCGGAGAAGGCGAAGCUGAGUGAGUUGUUCUUUGCGAGUGAGGCCCUCAAUGCGCCGGUGGAUUUGGAUGGACCGAUAAAAAUUGGAACGUCGGAUCCAUCUUUGAUCAACGUGAUAAACCUGACUGACAUCGCGAUCCGACGUUUGAUAAAAAUGUCGAAGAAGAUUUGUGCAUUUAAAAAUAUGUGUCAAGAAGAUCAGAUCGCUCUGUUGAAGGGGGGCUGUACCGAGAUGAUGAUUUUACGCAGUGUUGUGUCCUACGAUCCGGAAAGAGAUUCGUGGAAUAUACCUCACAGUAACGGGUUCAACGUAAAACUUGGCGUGCUGAAGGAAGCCCGUGGAAAUUUGUACGAGGAGCAUCAACGUUUCGUGAAAUCGUUUAAAGGGGAUUGGCGUGCGGACUACAAUAUUAUGAUUAUUCUCUGUGCCAUCACGCUAUUCACGCCAGAAAGGCCGAAUGUUAUUCAUAAAGAUGUCGUAAAAUUGGAGCAGGAUUCGUACUAUUAUCUUCUCAAGAGAUAUUUGGAAUCAACUCGAAACGGGUGUGAAGCACGAUCCACGUAUCUCCAACUUAUCCAGAGGAUUGCAGAACUUCACAUUUUAAAUUCAAACCAUUUACGCGUAUUUCUGGAAGUGAAUCCCCGCGAAGUGGAGCCGCUUCUCAUUGAAAUCUUUGAUUUAAAAUAAUAGUCCCUUGAAACCUGUGCGUUAUUAGGAUGAUACAUAAGUAUACAAGCUUUAUUCAAUACUGAGCUAAUUCACGCAGGCCUUGGUAACAUUGUAAAAUCCGUAAACUUACAAACUGUUAAAAAAUUUUACUCGUAUUUCGAAGGAAAAUUAGCUCCCAAAUUUUUGUAAAAUUACUCAAAUCAAGGGAGUCUCUUUAAAAUUAUUUCUCAAAAUGCACGAUUUUACAAAGUUACCAAGAACUGCGUGAAUUGCCUCAGCAUUAUAAUAAUUAUAUAAGAAUCGAGUCUAACUAGUGAGAGAGAAUGCAACGAAAUUGGUAUUUUGGUCAGCCUUCUUCGUCAUCAAUUAUUGUUCGUAAACUUCAACCCCCUAAAACUGUAAACUACACAUUUAAAAAAUGAUAAUUUCUCUAUUAAUGUUGGUUACUUUGUUAUAUCAAUUAUCAAUUUUGUCAUUAAUGAUAAUAGUGCUAAUGGAAUGUGAGGAUGACUUGGAAGAAAUGGGACUAAUUUCUGAAGAGGGGGGUGCAUGCGUCGACAGUGUGAUGUGCGUUAAAUAAAUGUGAUUAUCAAUUAUUAGCUUUAAGUAGAGAUUAUGUAAUUGAAAAUGUGAAAUGAUUUAAUUAAUUUGACUAGAAAUCGGUAUAUAUAUAAAUACAAUACGAAAUAUAUUGUUUAAAAUGAUACAGCAAAUGGCACAAAUUAUUUUUAGUAAAAUAAUAAAAGCUUGCAAAAUUAAAUAA